GGGGGCGAAGACGAGGGCCGAGAGGCGGCGGCGGCGGCGGCGGCGGCAGGACUGCGCGCCCCGAGUCCCGUUCCGCGUCCCCGCCGCCGGAGGAGGUGCCCGCACGCUCGCGGCGCGCGCCGGGGCCGCCACACUCGGCCUGUGGGCGAUUUCCUCCGGACCCGAGCUCCCCGCCCGAGGAGGAAGAUGCAGACCUUUCUGAAAGGGAAGAGAGUUGGCUACUGGCUGAGCGAGAAGAAAAUCAAGAAGCUGAAUUUCCAGGCCUUCGCCGAGCUGUGCAGGAAGCGAGGGAUAGAAGUCGUGCAGCUGAACCUCAGCCGGCCGAUCGAGGAGCAGGGCCCCCUGGACGUCAUCAUCCACAAGCUGACCGACGUCAUCCUCGAAGCCGACCAGAACGACAGCCAGUCCCUGGAGCUGGUCCACAGGUUCCAGGAAUACAUCGAUGCGCACCCUGAGACCAUUGUCCUGGACCCCCUUCCUGCCAUCAGGACCUUGCUCGACCGCUCCAAGUCCUAUGAACUCAUCCGGAAGAUCGAGGCAUACAUGAAAGACGACAGGAUCUGCUCGCCACCCUUCAUGGAGCUCACGAGCCUGUGCGGAGACGACACCAUGAGGCUCCUGGAGAAGAACGGCCUGGCGUUCCCCUUCAUUUGUAAAACCAGAGUGGCUCAUGGUACCAACUCUCACGAGAUGGCCAUCGUGUUCAACCAGGAGGGCUUGAGUGCCAUCCAGCCGCCCUGUGUGGUCCAGAACUUCAUCAACCACAACGCUGUUUUGUACAAGGUGUUUGUGGUGGGCGAGUCGUACACCGUGGUCCAGAGGCCCUCGCUGAAGAACUUCUCCGCUGGCACGUCAGAUCGUGAGUCCAUCUUCUUCAACAGCCACAAUGUGUCGAAGCCGGAGUCAUCAUCGGUCCUGACCGCGCUGGACAAGAUCGAGGGUGUGUUCGAGCGGCCGAGUGACGAGGUCAUCCGGGAGCUGUCCCGGGCCCUCCGGCAGGCGCUGGGCGUGUCCCUCUUCGGGAUCGACAUCAUCAUCAACAACCAGACGGGGCAGCACGCCGUUAUCGACAUCAACGCCUUCCCAGGCUACGAGGGCGUCGGCGAGUUCUUCACAGACCUGCUGAACCACGUGGCCGCCGUCCUGCAGGGCCAGAGCGCGGCCGCGGCAGCCGCGGGGGACGUGGCCCCGCUGAGGCACAGCAGGCUCCUGGCGGAGCAGGCGGGCGGCCUGGCGGCCGAGCGGACGUGCAGCGCCGGCCCCGGCUGCUGUGGCAGCAGGAUGGGCCCGGACGCACCCUGGGCGGCCGAGGCCGACACGGGCGGCAUGGGCGCGGGUGGCGCCGCCAAGCUGCCCCACCAGAGACUCGGCUGCACCGCCGCGGUAUCGCCCAGCUUCCAGCAGCACUGCGUGGCCUCGCUGGCCACGAAGGCCUCCUCCCAGUAGCCACGGAGCCCCGGACCCAGAGGGCGGCGCGGGCCGCGGAGCAUCUGCCGGGCCAGCAGCUCCCGGUGGCCACGCUCCUCCUAAGAAUUCCCGGUGAUCUGAUUCUUUGUUGUGGUUUUGUUUUUUUGUUUUUUUAAUUUUUAACCUGAUUUCCUGAUGUCAUGAUCUAAAUAAGGGGUGGUGGAGGGGGAGAUGGAAAAGGACCCCAAGUGGCCCAGCCUCGGGGACGAUCCCUGAAACCUGCUGUGCAGCCGUCUUCACUGGGUUUACACUUGCUGCGUCUUUAACACUAGGUCUGAAUGGGAGGUGGGGUGUGUGUGUGCGUGUGCACAUCCACGUCUGUUCGUUUUGACGGCUGCUCUGGACCAGGCCUCGGGGUCCCCAGUGGGGGUGGGGGGGCGCCCCUGGGUCAGCCUUUUGGCGGUUGAACAGAGCGAGUGAGACGUUCCUCAUCUCACUUUUCUCCAAGCCCCUCACACCCAGGCCUGGCCCCCUCCCUGUCACCCUCUGCUGGCGGCACCCACAGCGUUGUGAGCAAUGGGGCCCAAGCCCCAAGCUCUGAAGAGCCAGAGGAAGCCAGAGGCACCCCUACUGUUUCCUUUCGGGGGCUCCGUGUAGGGGGUCCGGGCUGUGGUCCGCCCGUCGCCUGCUCACAGGAAGAAGGAAGCUUCCUGGGGGCGCCUAAGGCACUGAGUGGGCCUCUCCUCUCCACAUCCAGCUCCCCGGAGUCCUCCAGGCCCUUUAACAUGUGUCCCGUGCAGCCCUGCAAGGGGGCCUCCCUCCCUGACCAAGCACCGCUCCCCGGGGCCCCGGAGCAGGCUGCCUGGUCGGGAGCCCCCGGAGCUGAUCCGCCCGUGCCAAGGAUUUGUGCCGUGACUGUGGACAGACCAUCCCAGGCGUUGCUGGGCCUCCAUGUCCUCAUCUCUGAUGAGCCAUUGAGACCAGAGAACUCUGAAGGGCAGGCUUGGUGCCCUAGACCCUGGUGCAGCCUGCCUCUCCGAGAAGUCAACCCGAUGAGCCUCCCCUUGGCAUCGGGGUGAUUCGGGGCCCUCUUCCCCCAGCAGGGGGCGGUGGGGGGCUGCCUGUACGCUUCACAUCUUUUCACACCACCCAGCAGGCCCGCCCCACCCUUCCUGUACUCACUGCAAGCCCCAAGCACAAAGCCAGCCAAGCGUGAGGGGGGGCUGCAGCCCCAGGGGUGAGGAAGCAGCCACCCAUCCUCCCUGAGAGUGCCCCCAGCCCCUGAUGAGCAGUCACCACCGGCUGAUCGGUCAGCUCCCACGGUGCAGGUGGGCACACCGCCCGCCCCGCUGCACAGAAGGGGGCCAGGGAGGGGCUUUGCCAGUUCUGGGACAGCGUGAGUCUGGGUGAAAUGCCUAGGACCCCCCUGAGCAUGAUCCCGUGUCCCGACACAUCCAUUCACUUUGAGGAAGGGGGAAGGGCGCCUGGGCCGUCCCGCAUGGUCCAGUGCGGAUGGCCCGAGAGAGGCUGCUGACCCAGGCACCCAGAGGUACCUUCGGGCCCGCCUCAGCAGGGGCGUGAGGGUCACCCACCUUUGGGAAAGGAAGGGCUGGGUGGGGGCUGCCCUCAAGCUGCGCUGGGCCCGGGCUGAGAGGACAGGUGUGGUCGGGACCACCCUGCUGCCCUGGAAACCAGGGCCCACCGACUAACUGCGUUUACACGACUUGAGUGUUGAACCCCGAUUAUAAUGUCUGUACAGCGCCUUUCCUAGUCCAACCCUGAGCCCCGGGGAAGCAGGAAAGCGUGGCUGGCCUCUUGCACUGCUUUGUCUCCAAAAUAAACUACUGAAAUCAAACUGCAUUUCACACGUGUUUACAAAU
Molecule: messenger RNA, 3287 nt
Organism: Hyaena hyaena (striped hyena)
Lineage: Eukaryota; Metazoa; Chordata; Mammalia; Carnivora; Hyaenidae
Gene: ITPK1
Product: inositol-tetrakisphosphate 1-kinase
Exons: 11
Coding region: 187-1446 (419 amino acids)
Biological process (GO): inositol trisphosphate metabolic process
Cellular component (GO): cytoplasm
Molecular function (GO): inositol-3,4,5,6-tetrakisphosphate 1-kinase activity; inositol-1,3,4-trisphosphate 6-kinase activity; inositol-1,3,4-trisphosphate 5-kinase activity
Source: RefSeq, a predicted model, not a curated record